Molecule: messenger RNA, 1413 nt
Organism: Pecten maximus
Lineage: Eukaryota; Metazoa; Mollusca; Bivalvia; Pectinida; Pectinidae
Product: lysine-rich nucleolar protein 1-like
Exons: 2
Coding region: 140-1270 (376 amino acids)
Source: RefSeq, a predicted model, not a curated record
CUCUUCCAUGUUUACUUCCGGACUGCAAUCCACGUGGUUGGUUGCAACACCACGGAAUUAACGUACACUUUCCCUGCAUUUGCUGCUUCUCUCAGCCAUUAAGAGGAUCGUGGAACUACUCAGAGCAGAUCUGACGAUAAUGGCCGACGUUGAUGAUACGAGUUUAGAAAGGAAAAGUAAAAAGAAGCAAAAGAAGAAAAAGAAGAAGGAACACGAUAUGACGGAAGACGACGUUAUCCGAUCACCGAAAAAACAUAAGAAAAGGAAACGAGGAACCGAUGAGGAUCAUCUUGAAAUCUCUACAGGAGAGAACGGUGAUGAUUGUGAAUUAGAUGAGAAAAAUGUUGAGGUACGUAAAAAGAAAAAGAAGAAAAAGAAAAACAAGGAAAUUGACGAUGAAGAUGAAAUUGGUAUGCCUCCUGCAUUGAAAAAGAAAAAGAACAAAGAAAAAGAAAUUCCAGAGAAAAUUGAAGAGAGUCAUGAGAAAGGAAAUGGCGAGAUGAAAAAGAAACAUAAGAAAAAUAAGAAAAACAAGGAAUCAAGAGAAGAGUUGACUGAUAAUAUUGAAAUUGAUGCAAAUGACAAAACCGAACUUAAGAAAAAAAGACGUUCAGAUGGAAGUGCUAAUGACACUAGUUUCCCUCAGUGUAAAAAGUCAAAGUCAUCCAAAAGUUUGAUAGAAACGGAUACUGUGGAUGACCAGGAAUCUGUCUGUACCAAGAAGAAGAAAAAGAAAAGAAAACAUUCAUCGGAAGAAACCCUACCAAAUGUGGAAAUGUCACCGAAGAAAUCGAAAAAGGACAAAAAAUAUAGUGGUGACAUUGAUACAGUUCAUGAUUCAAAGUCAGCUUCAAAUGGAAAUGUAGACACAUCAAACACAGUUAAAAAUGUCACCGAACCUGUCGUUGGUCAGUGGGGUACAUCAUCGCUCGGAAAUGACGUAAGACAACAGAAAUUCAUUCGGCUUCUUGGAGGCUUAAAGAAAGGUAGUGAUGGCACCAAAUCCUUAGGGACUAAACAAUCCAAAGGCCUUUUUGGAAGUCUAAAAGCAACACCAUCUACCAUGGAUUCGAUUUCUCGUGGAGGAAAUAAAGCCAUGGACGCUUCACAGGAGAAAUUGUAUCUAACAAACAUGGAAAAGGACUAUGAAAGAGCGAUGUCUAUGAAUCUGAAUAGGGGUAUUGGUUUAGGAUUCGAAAAGCCACCUGGUGAAGGCAAGAAGUUCUAUAUCGACACUAAAGCGUCAAAAUCUAUAAAGUUUGAUGAUUGAUGUUCAAUAACAUGUGUUUAGUUUUUGUUGCCAUUUUUCAGUAUUGCAAAAGAUCUUAUGAGUGAUUUCCAUGUAGCGAAGCAAAUAUUACAAGUUGAUUGUAAUUGCACGAAUCCAAUAAAUACGUUAGGUUGUUGUCCAAU